GGGCCUGCUGUACCGCUUGCGGACUCGAGAGCUACCUUAUUAACCCGCUAUAACUAUUGGGUAUUUCUGCGCCGUGGUGCAUACCACUUAUCCUGCGAGCUGAGUCAGGACACCCUACCGUUUAACGCGGCCGCUGGCAACACCUCAAAUUCCACCAUACCAGCCUACGGUACAGUCACAGUAGAGAAGCAUGUCGACAAACCUCGAAAUGGAGCCGAGGGCUCGCGAUUCACCGGUUGAGCCUGUUCUGGCAAAUAACCACGCGGACCAAGCCGCCUACCAACUCGCGUCUUACCCAAAUCACCCACCUUCGCCUUCUGGCGGACAAGGGGAUAGUCGGACCUCGCCCAUAGCAGCAGCACCACCAGCUCUGCCCCAUGGAUACAAUCAUCCACCAGCUGGCCCACACGAAGCACAUUUGCACCCCGAACUACGAACUCACGAGGCAGGCCCCACAAACGGAUACCAACCAGUGCCCGGAAUGAUGCCUGUUGGCGUCCCUCCCCAACCCGAGCAACAAGGUGCCAUGCCCGGCCCCAACACGCCUGUUGGUGUACCACAAGUGGGAAUGGUCAGCCCGGGCGACAGCGCUGGUGAUGGUAGGAAGUCUAAACGGGAACUGUCACAGUCGAAGCGCGCCGCCCAAAACCGCGCCGCACAGAGAGCAUUCCGUCAACGGAAAGAAGGUUACAUCAAGAAGUUGGAGCAACAAGUCAGAGAAUACAGCGAGAUGGAGAUGAGCUUCAAGGCUCUACAGAACGAAAACUACGCCUUGAGGGACUACAUCCUUCACCUGCAAAAUCGACUCAUCGACGUCCAGGGCGAUUACCCUCAACCUCCUCCGAACAUCACCCUAGCGACCCCCCACACGCAGCAACUUCAGCAACAGCAACCUCCACCACCGCCCUCCGUACCUCAGGGCAUUGCUCCUGAUCCGGUCCAAGUUGCGCAGCAGGUUCCCCCCGUUACCAGUGGUCCGUCGGCAUCCCUGGAGGAAGCCGCUCAAGCCGUAGCCGGCCUGAGCCGAAGCGACCACCACAUGGGUGGAACUCCCCGGGAUCCCUAUAACACGGCGGUCUCGGCAGCAGCUGCUGCCGCGGCUGCGGCUGCGGCGGCUGCGGCGGCAUCCCGCACAGAUGAGGACGCGAGGACGGCGGAAGUGAUUCAGAGGCAACUGCAGGCAGAUAGCAACAUAGGUAUACCGGAUGGGCUCCCGCUUCAGCAAGCAGCUAUGUAGGAACAUGCGGGCACGGACGAUUAUCCGGUGGAACAUCUGAAGAAGUGAGGGUUCGCAAAACAAUGUCGCUGGCCAAUCUGUUGUUGAGUUGAGGUUCGGCGUUGCUAUACCGUUUAUUCUUCGCACUUCGAUUCCUUGCUUUGCUUUGCUUUCUCAUGGCGUCGCGGAUUCAUCUUUAUAAAUCAAAUUCUGCUUCCACCUUUAGAUUUCCCGCGGC
Messenger RNA from Neurospora tetraspora, 1454 nucleotides. RefSeq lists its product as uncharacterized. The record is from RefSeq and is a predicted model, not a curated record. The transcript has 3 exons. Gene Ontology annotation, cellular component: RNA polymerase II transcription regulator complex. Gene Ontology annotation, biological process: regulation of DNA-templated transcription. Bases 191 to 1237 code for a protein of 348 amino acids. Gene Ontology annotation, molecular function: DNA-binding transcription activator activity, RNA polymerase II-specific; transcription cis-regulatory region binding. Lineage: Eukaryota; Fungi; Ascomycota; Sordariomycetes; Sordariales; Sordariaceae.